UUUCUUCCGUUUUUGACAGACGAAUGAAGUGGGAUGCCUGCUAGGCCAACUGCUGCCCCGGCCGGGAGCCCUGGGCUCACUUCGCAGCCUGCUGCUGCUGAGUUUCAGACCGCAGUCCUCAGCAUCUGCCCGGCUUUGCCUCCCUGCCGGAGUCUGCGAAUCGAUGGAUGUUGGGCGCAGGCUUUCCUUGGGUGGGUUAACGUUGGCUUAGGCUAAAGCCCCACAGCUCCCACCUUGUGCCUCCUGUUUAUCUGCCCACCCGCACCACUACCACCGAAGUACGUGCCCCUUUGGUAGGGUCGGGGCUCCCACCCGAGCAAGGGGGAGGGCGCCUCCCCAUCCCCUCCUCCGCAUCCCCGCCGCGACUCGGGGUUUUACUGCAGCAGCCGGAGGUGACAGCGACGCCUUAGCCUCCUCCAGCUCUCAAAGCCCCGGCUUCUCCUGCAUCCAGCGCCCCCUCCGGAGAGGUUUGUCCCCGGAGAAGUGCUAACGAGCUUCAGGAAACCAAAUUUUAAAAUGUAGAAGUCGCUGGGCCGCAUUCCUCCGAGGACGAGCCCGAUCGCCCAGGACCGAGAGUGGCAGCGUGUGGGAAGUUGGGACCAUAGAGCAAGUGGGGGAGGGGAGUGGUGCAGCCGGCAUUCUCUUCUGGAAGGAGUCGCUGGGAACAGUGCGGUUGGACACAAGUUUGCCUGGGAGUGUUUUCCUUUUGUCAAUAAUUAAUCACCGGAAUCAGUCUGGCAGAAUUGGAGUUUUAGCAGUAGUGCAGAGGGCGGGGCCGAACACCUAACUCCCGGAGGCUGGAGGCACCCCGCACAGUGGGAAGCUCGCAGCAGCUGGGGAGGAGCCAAAACCUUGGUGCUCGCUCACCUAAGCCGCAGGGAGAUACACCCAACCGGGAGAUGAGGAAACUGCAACACAGAGAGAAGUAACACACACAGAAUCAUUCCUCAGAGGAGCAAGAACAAGAACCCAGACCUGGACCCUCCUAGGCAGGGAAGACUUUCUGCAGCUUGAAGAAGCCAAUAUGGAUUUCAAGGGCGUGAAGGACUAUUUCUCCUGGCUCUACUAUCAAUACCAAAUCAUUAGCUGCUGUGCUGUCUUAGAGCCCUGGGAGCAAUCCAUGUUCAAUACCAUCUUACUAACCAUUUUUGCUAUGGUCGUGUAUACCGCUUAUGUUUUUAUCCCAAUCCACAUUCGCCUGGCCUGGGAAUUUUUCUCCAAAAUAUGUGGCUAUCAAGGUAUAGUUUCUAAUUGAUAUUGUUUGUAUUCUAUGAAUGGGCAUCGCAUAUGUAUAUGUUGCUUACACUGUAUUGAUUUAGGUGGAUACAGUGGGUUCUUUCACUAUCUGACCUGAAAAGCUCUCUCCUCUAUGCAUUUGUAUAUCCUGCCUGAGAUUUGACAUAGAUUUCUCUUUACCUGCUACAUUGUGCGUCAGACCAUUGAUAAUACAGUGACCUUACCUCACCUAUCAGAUUCUCUCAACUUAAAUCUAGGACUUUAGAAUUUGUUUUUAAUCAGGAACUUUCAUAUAAACUCUUUCUGGAAAGUAGGCUCAUAAGAAACCUAUCAGAUUCAUACUGAAAAUGCUCCCUGGAUACCUACUCUAUAGUGAAGGAUAUAUUUUUAAAAAAUUUGUUCACAGACUACUGUCAAAGGUAUCCUAUCCUUGUUUACAAUAUACAAAAAUAUCUGAAUAAAUUAUAUAGAUCCCCCAAGUCUUUUUUUCUAGUAACCUGUUGAUACCUAAAAUUCUUUUACUUCGUAUAAAACGAUGGGUUGAAGGCAAUUAUCUCCUUUCAUACAUGGUUCAUGAAUUGUUUCAAAUGCCUCUAAAAAUUUGGCUUUAUAACAGUUUAAAAUCUAAAAUGUUGAUUUUUAGAUAAUCCAGUAAGUAUUAUGAUACAAAAUAAUUUUAAAUAUAAGAAGCAAGAUAUAAUCAAAGUAAAUUGAGAUAUUGUGACUUGUGAGGCUGCCUUACCUUGCGUGAUGCUGGGGGAAAAGAGACAAGAAAUUGCUUCUUUUCUGUGCUUUCACUCAGUGGAAGGGGAGAAAAAUCAUAUAUUGGGCUACAGGAAGAAAAGCUAAUAAAUAGACUGGAAGUAAUAUUCUGCCAGCAGGAACUCGACAGCUCCAGUUAAAUGCUUUGAUAUAGUGGCUCCUUUGCAGAGCAAAACCAAGAUUUAUUAAAUUUCCUUCAAAGUGUUUAUCUUAAAAGAAAUUAAAUACAAGGUUUUUAAUUAUACUGCUGAAUCAAAUGUGAAUGCCAAAGACCAAAUCUUGUAGCUUUUCUUUCCUCAAUAAAUAUUAAUGUUGGUAAUUCUGGAGGGUAAAAAUAUAAAUGGGUUUUGGACAAUGUUUUCACACUCGUUUGCGUUCUGAAAAAAAAAUUCCAAGGACAGCUAGAGAGAAAGAUGUUUGGCAUGCCGAAUUAGCUUGCAUGUUUGUUAAAAGACAAAGACACGUGUUUUGAAGAUAAACCAGAUCUGAACAUGUAUUUGUUGAUUUUUGCAAAAUAAAAUUAGGUUUAAUUUUAUAA
Molecule: messenger RNA, 2536 nt
Organism: Phacochoerus africanus (Common warthog)
Lineage: Eukaryota; Metazoa; Chordata; Mammalia; Artiodactyla; Suidae
Gene: SPTSSB
Product: serine palmitoyltransferase small subunit B
Exons: 3
Coding region: 1025-1255 (76 amino acids)
Biological process (GO): endoplasmic reticulum organization; ceramide biosynthetic process
Cellular component (GO): serine palmitoyltransferase complex
Molecular function (GO): serine C-palmitoyltransferase activity
Source: RefSeq, a predicted model, not a curated record